Dracunculus medinensis (Guinea worm) is the source of this 1038-nucleotide messenger RNA. Lineage: Eukaryota; Metazoa; Nematoda; Chromadorea; Rhabditida; Dracunculidae. The record is from the annotation of a GenBank genome assembly.
AUGCCUAGAAAACUAAGUGACAAUGCUCGUUUUGUGGACGCCGUAACACCUGCAUUAGAAGCGCUACUCUCUGACCUGCAACAUACGACCGAAAUAUUAAAACGAGCUCAUAUCAGUAAUCGUUAUAAUGAUGAUAAGUACGACAUUGAGCCAGUUUAUCAGGAACAAACGAGAAGUUCACAUAAAAGUGUUGGCGGUAUAUCUUCUGGUCAUUCCAUCGACGAUUUAUCUGCAAGAGAUUCGCCUCGAGAUCCAAUGCAAUUGGAUUCAGUGUUGGGAACGCUUCAGAAGGAUAUGUCGAAACAUGGGAUUAGUACAAUACCAAAAGGAGAUUGCGCUGCUUGCGGUAAAUCUAUCGUUGGUCAGGUGGUAAUUGCGUUGGGCAAAAUGUGGCAUCCUGAGCAUUAUGUCUGUUGUCAGUGUGGUGAAGAACUCGGACAUCGGAAUUUUUUCGAGCGAUGUGGGAAAGCAUAUUGCGAGAACGAUUAUCAUGAUCUGUUUUCUCCACGAUGUGCCUACUGCAAUGGUCCUAUUAAAAAUAAAUGUGUGACUGCUCUAGGAAAAACGUUUCAUGUGGAACAUUUCGUUUGUGCUGAAUGUGGUCGAGAAUUUGGUGAUGCUGGUUUUUAUGAGAAGAAUGGUCGUGCUUAUUGUAAGGCAGACUUUUUUCGAAUUUUUGCUCCAAAAUGUAAAGGCUGUAGCAAUCCGAUCAAAAUGAAUUUUAUUACUGCACUUGGAACACACUGGCAUCCGGAAUGUUUUGUCUGCCAGAAAUGUCAUCGUCCAUUCGACUCCGGAUCAUUUUAUGAAAAUGGGGGUAUACCUCUGUGUGAGAUUCAUUAUCACGAAAGACGUGGAAGCCUAUGUGUGGAUUGCCUUAAACCAAUUAGUGGACGAUGUGUGUCAGCUAUGGGACAAAAAUUUCAUCCAGAGCAUUUUUGUUGCUCGUAUUGUCGUAAACAACUUAAUAAGGGCACUUUCAAGGAAAUCGAUCGCAAGCCAUUUUGUCAUAAAUGUUACCAAGCUACACACGCUUGA